Messenger RNA from Penicillium coprophilum, 1743 nucleotides. RefSeq names its product putative MFS myo-inositol transporter. The coding region runs from base 1 to 1743 and encodes 580 amino acids. NCBI's taxonomy places the organism in Eukaryota, Fungi, Ascomycota, Eurotiomycetes, Eurotiales, Aspergillaceae. Gene Ontology annotation, cellular component: membrane. Gene Ontology annotation, molecular function: myo-inositol:proton symporter activity. The transcript has 3 exons. The record is from RefSeq and is a predicted model, not a curated record. Gene Ontology annotation, biological process: transmembrane transport.
AUGCCCCAGGGGAUAACUUUAGAUGACACCUCAGGACUAGAGCUGGAAGAGCCCGAAGAUAUGACUGGUGCAGAUGAGCAAGACCAACAAGGUCCCAAUGCCCCUUUGCUCCCCUCAUCCCACACCUCUCCAGACCGUGACGACAAUGAUCAUGAUGAGACCCUGGCCUAUGAGCUGGAAUACUCCGGAGGCUGGUUUAUAUGGGCGUUGACCUUCUCCGCUGGGAUAAGCGGUCUACUAUUUGGAUAUGACACAGGUGUUAUCUCGUCUACUUUGGUGACAAUCGGGUCAGAUCUUUCGGGUCAUCCAUUGACAACAAUCGACAAGAGCCUCAUCACAUCUUGCACUAGCCUGUUCGCAUUGGUCGCGAGCCCGUUCACCGGAGUCCUGGCGGACAAGUUUGGUCGUCGGAAAGUCAUACUUGGCGCAGAUCUGUUAUUUGCACUUGGAGCAUUGGUACAGGCCUUUACAAGCCAUGUUUGGGGCAUGAUCUUUGGGCGCAGCAUUGUUGGCCUUGCUGUUGGUAGCGCGAGUGCGGUGACACCAUUAAGUUUGAUUAUGAGAGAGUUGAUGGUGGCUAACAUGCAGGGAAAUCUCUCCAGGUAUAUCUCCGAGUUGGCUCCUUCGCAUGCAAGAGGAAGACUUGUGACGAUACUGAGUCUGUUCAUCACCGGUGGUCAGGUGGUCGCAUACAUAGCUGGGUGGCUGUUUUCCAGUACAACUGGAGGCUGGCGGUGGAUUGUGGGAAUUGGGGCAUUACCGGCCUUUGUCCAGCUUGCCAUUCUCGCUCUGCUACCCGAGACACCUCGAUGGCUGGUCCAGGCUGGAUUCGAUGCUCGUGCGAAGAAUGUCCUGAACAAGAUUUAUAAGGAUUGCCCUGGGUGUGAUCAGGUUGUGGAUCGUGUCUUGCGCAAUAUCAAUGGAGAAAUUGUUCAAGAGGCAUCGGAGAUGGGACAACCCAAGUCUCGCGGCACAAAGCCACAAUGGUUACAUGAUACUAUUCAACGAGGUCAGCAGUUGUUGCAUGGUGGAAACAGAAGAGCAUUGAUUAUAGCAAUGAUGCUCCAGGCGGUCCAACAGCUCUGCGGAUUCAAUAGUCUGAUGUAUUUUUCGGCAACCAUCUUCUCCUCCCUUUCGUUCUCCUCGCCGACAUUGACAUCACUCUCAGUGGCGAUGACGAACUUCGUCUUCACGCUGCUUGCAUUCGUGCUGAUUGACAGGAUCGGUCGCCGGCGCAUUCUUCUGUACUCAAUACCUGUUAUGGUCGUUGCUCUGGUUGUCUGUGCUUUCUCGUUUUCGUCAAUGGACGGCAAAUGGAAUUCAGAACCUCCGACUGACCCUCAAGAAAACCAUGAUAGCCCUAGUUCUCUUGUGCCUAUUUCAAUUUUGCUCUGUCUUACAGUCUAUACCGCAGCAUAUGCUCUUGGACUCGGAAAUGUCCCCUGGCAGCAGUCUGAACUCUUCCCUCUGAAUGUACGUUCUCUGGGGUCAGGACUGGCCACUGCAACCAACUGGGGAUCAAACUUCAUCAUCGGUCUUACAUUCUUGCCUAUGAUGGAAUGGAUUUCACCCUCAUGGACAUUUAUUAUUUAUGCACUCGUUUGUGUGGCUGGGUGGGUGGCUGUAUGGGCGAUCUAUCCUGAGAUGAGUGGACUAAGUCUUGAGGAAGUUAAGGGUCUGUUAGCAAACAGUUGGGGAGUGAGAGAAAGCCUACACCGACACCGUCUCUCACGACAUAUAUAG